CUGCAAGCUGAAGUUUAAAUGUAAACAAACGACUGCAGUUUUCUAUCAGCCCUCAGUCUGUUCAUUGGCGAGUAACACACGCGCAGAAGGAAUGGUUCAAAGUUCCUGUCCCAUUUAGUCCCCUCUCUCGCCUCGCUUCCUUAAGUGCCGGCUCUCGUCCCUCUCCGUAGGUCCUCCGGGGUGUCGGCAGUCCAUACCCGUUUCCCAUUGAAAAUGUGUGGUGCUUUAUGAAGCGCAAACUGUUGAGCAACUGAAGUUGUAUAUCACGCAAGAAUGUGAAAGAAUUCCAUCUACAGUGGAGUUGGAGUGGGACCUGUACAAGAACAUCUAUGGCCAGCACCUCGCCCAGGAUAUGGUCUCCGAGGAGGUGGACCGCUUCCUCGCCGACAAAACACCUGAGAGGCCGCUGGUGCUCUCGCUGCACGGCUCGUCAGGCACGGGCAAGACGCUGGUCACUGGCAUGCUUACGCGGUACCUGUACGGCUCGGCCAUGAGCAGCCCCUUCGUCCACCAAUUCAUCCCCACGCUGCACUUCCCUGUAGACGGACACGUGGAGUUGCAACGGGAGCAGCUGAAGUCUUGGGUCCAGGGCAAUGUGACUGAGUGUUCUCGCUCUGUCUUCAUCUUCGACGAGAUGGAGAGAAUGGCGCCAGGGCUGGUGGAUGUUCUGGAGCCACUCCUGGGAUCCUCCCACGUGGUCUUCCGCACCAACUACCGCAAGGCCAUUUACGUCUUUGUCAGUACUGCAGGUGCGGAGGUGAUCAACAAGGCGGCCCUGGAGCAGCGUGAAGCCGGGUUGGACCGAGAGGAGAUGACUUCGGCCGAGCUGCAGGACGCCAUCGCUGAGGCCGUCUACGACAACCCAACCAAUGGUCUCUACAACUCGUCCAUCAUUCGUCAGAAAUUGGUGACCGCCUUCGUGCCCUUCCUCCCGCUGUGCCGCCACCAUGUGGAGCAAUGCGUGCGGGCGCAGCUGUGCCAGCGCGGCGCAUGUGGGCGCGACGACGUGGCACGGGCCGUGGCGGCUGACAUGACGUACGAGCCUUCGCCGGGGCACUACUUUUCCACCAGCGGAUGCAAAAACGUGGCCGCCAAAAUCAACCUGUUCUUGUGAGGGGCCAGCAGGUACUGCAGUGGUUUGGAGUACUGUGUUGCCCUGGUGACUCCCAUUUUUAUUUUUAUUUUUAUUUUAAAUAUGUCAGCAGCAAACCUCACAAACAGAACUACUAAAAGGGAAAGCGGACAUUUUUUAGUAUUUAUUUGUGAGAAAAUGUGACUGGACGCAGGAAGUCCCAAAUGUUCUCACGUCGACAACCAGAAGGAUUUUUUUAAAAAGCAAAAGAAAAUAUUUUUCGCCAUUAGCCUUUUUUUUGUUGUUUUUUUUGUUUUUGUGGGGGAGGUUUGUAUAUCCCUGCUCCUGCCGACAGGUGGUGCUAAAGAGCGCCUGUGGCGCAAAUGUUUAUGCAGAUACAGAUAUCCAUCCAUCCAUCCAUUUUCCAUACUGCUUAUCCUCACUAGGGUCGUGGGUGUGCCGGAGCCCAUCCCAGCUGACUCCGGGCGAGAGGCGGGGUACACCAUGAACUGCUCGCCACCCAAUUGCAGGGCGCGGGGAGAACAUGUAAACUCCACACAGGCGAGGCGGGAUUUGAACCUGAGUCCUCAGAACUGUGAGGCAGAUGUGCUAACCAGUCGGUCGCCGUGCCGCCUACCAUGCUUUAAUCCUUCUACAGCAUCCUGUAUUAUGUAGAAUAUGUAAUUUAUUUUAAAUUAUGCAACUAAUAUGUCAAAUCUCAUCAUGUGGACACUUCUUUAAGUAAACUAUGUAAUGACAUCCAAUGCAAAAGAAAAACAAAAAAAGGUGCCUUUACAAAGACGCUGUUCAAUUAUUAUUAUUUUUUUAAUCAGUUGUGAUGUGUAUUGUACUGUAUCACACUGAUUGCAGCUCGAAAGAAAGUGUUCAUAAACGCAUACUUGCGUAUUUCCUGUGAGUGAGGAGGGUGGGUUGGCGUGCUGAGGCGCAAGCUGGUGUCCUUGAAACGCUUAGAAACGUUUUAAUUUCAGGCCACCAGAUGGUGCUGUUUUGACAAAAUAGAAAAUUGCAAUCUCAAUAAACUUUUGUCAUUUU
Phycodurus eques (leafy seadragon) is the source of this 2125-nucleotide messenger RNA. It is a transcript of the gene tor2a, whose product is annotated as torsin family 2, member A. NCBI's taxonomy places the organism in Eukaryota, Metazoa, Chordata, Actinopteri, Syngnathiformes, Syngnathidae. The record is from RefSeq and is a predicted model, not a curated record. The coding region runs from base 353 to 1114 and encodes 253 amino acids. Gene Ontology annotation, cellular component: endoplasmic reticulum lumen; nuclear envelope. The transcript is spliced from 5 exons. Gene Ontology annotation, molecular function: ATP hydrolysis activity; ATP binding.